UAACCCCUUCAUUAGCCAGGAACUUUAUAUAAAUGAAUAAAGGAACUAGCGGAUCAAAUUUUUUCCUUCGAUUUUUGAGUUAAGCUAAACAUCUUUUAUCCCACAUAAGCACUGCAUGUUGAACUACUGCUUUCUUAUAUAUCGUUAUCUGCUAUUAUUACCAGUGAAUAAUCCAUUGACAUUCGCAGAUAGCCAGAUAUGGUUCCCCUAGAAAUAGAAUGCUUUAGAACCACAACAAAUCGUAGAUUGAGAGCAGAAUAAGAUUAUAAAGUUAUCAAAGAAACGGCAUUCGACUACUAUAUUUUUUCAAUCUUCUUGAUUUUUUAUUGCUAGUUAAGCAUAAGGGUGCUCAGGUUCAGUUUGGUCAAUUUUUUUUCCAGUAUUCUACUACCAAACCAACACCAGCAGCUUUCUAAAACAAAGUAAAAGUUUCAGAAACAAUUACUUUUGGUUUUCAAGGCACCAUUUCAGUUUGACUUGGUGUGGUGGUUUUGCAACUAUCUUUUCUCUCCCCAAUUAAUUACAGUUAGAAAAAUGUGUUAAACUUUAAACUACAUAUGCUUCAUGUUAACACAAUCAAAAUCUAAACUUAAAAAUCUAAACUGGAAGAUCAUUUCGAGAUCUUCGAACAUAUUCGAGGGUUCAAUGUUACUAUUGUAACUUCGGCCAACACGCAAGAUGAGACUUUACCACCGUGGAGCGGCUUUUUGCAAAAAGAUGAGGGGGAAACUCAGUAAGAUGUCGGAGAAGCGAAAUAUACGAGAUCACAAACGUAGAUUGCUCGCGGCAAAAUAUGAAUUGAGACGAAAGCUUUAUAAAGCCCUUUGUAAAGAUCCCGAUCUUCCUAGUGAUAUGCGGGACAAACAUCGUUAUAAGUUGUCCAAGUUGGCAAGAAAGAGUUCCUUUGCACGAGUAAGAAACCGAUGUAUUUACACGGGUCGCCCUCGUUCUGUAUAUGAUAAAAAUUUCUCGUAUCCUUUUUCGUGGAUUAGCAUCUCGAGGUCCUUUGAUGGGCAUAAAGAAAUCUUCUUGGUACCAAAAAAUAGUUUCAAUUACCCAAGGAAAACACUGAUACAAGAAGAAAAUUUUAUACUACCAGGGAAAAAGAUUCUAUCAAUAAACAGACCAGUAACAACUAAUUGGAAUAUUUGGAGAAAGAGAAUUAAGAUUUUGGGUGCUUUUGGUAUGGCACAUUUAUACGUGGAACCUGCUAAAGUACAACAACAACUGCUACUACCACUGCUAAGUACCAAUUUCCUGCUUGACACUUCAUCAUCUUUUUUCGGUAAACACUCUUUAAAAAGAGUUCUUUGAUGAUCUUUUUCAAUUUCCCUAAAAUUAAGGAAAUCCAUCAAUUAAUAAACUUUCGUUUAAUCACUAUUCUUUUUCUUUUUUUUGGAAAAUCAAUUUCCAGUACUACAAGCAACAAGAGUCAAAUACUAAGCAACAGAUUUAGAAUGACUAAAAUCUUCAGAUAUUGUUCAGAAGAAGAGACUUAUU
Nicotiana attenuata is the source of this 1500-nucleotide messenger RNA. RefSeq lists its product as uncharacterized. The transcript has a single exon. Gene Ontology annotation, molecular function: structural constituent of ribosome. Gene Ontology annotation, cellular component: ribosome; small ribosomal subunit. Gene Ontology annotation, biological process: translation. NCBI's taxonomy places the organism in Eukaryota, Viridiplantae, Streptophyta, Magnoliopsida, Solanales, Solanaceae. Bases 679 to 1314 code for a protein of 211 amino acids. The record is from RefSeq and is a predicted model, not a curated record.